Pundamilia nyererei is the source of this 2724-nucleotide messenger RNA. RefSeq names its product F-box and WD repeat domain containing 9 (gene fbxw9). The record is from RefSeq and is a predicted model, not a curated record. Lineage: Eukaryota; Metazoa; Chordata; Actinopteri; Cichliformes; Cichlidae. The transcript is spliced from 7 exons. Gene Ontology annotation, molecular function: protein binding. Bases 436 to 2160 code for a protein of 574 amino acids.
UCGGAACUGCCGUUUGAAUGUUUGUGUGUGUGUGUGUUUGAUGAUAGGACAGAAACAACAAUUGGUGCUUCUGCCUUACAUUAGCCUUUAAUUCGAUUUAUAUUCCGCUUUAGUAACGCUGACUCAGGCGGUAAGUUUUAAGAAGCGGUAAACGCUUUCAGGUUUUGUUUUUAGGGAGUAGCAGCCAACACUUGGAAGAUAACCGCUAUCUGGGCGUUUUAAAGCCGUAUUUCUAUUGCAGUUAGCAGCUAUCAAGGAAAGGAAAGCGUUCAUUUGUGACGGCUAUCUAAAGCUUUCCUCGGGCAGAGUUUCCCUGAAUACGAACAUCAUCAGUGUAGUUGAGGCUAAGCUUAGCUUAAAGAGCUCCACCUUUAUUAAAACACAAAAUAAAGUUAGUCUAAGGUCCAUGAGUUAGCCUUCUGGAGGAGAAAGGUGAUGUCUGAGGUCAGCGAUAAGCUGCAGGAAGGCGAGGCAGGUGUACGCGGUGAGCAGCCAUUUCCUGACCAGGUGAGGAGCACUGAAGCCACCAGGCCUGACCUGCAUGGUCUGCUGACCACCAGCCACUCAUCCUCAGCAGAUAUCAGCCCCUCACCUUCAGCUGAGUCCAGUGGCUUGUUGUCCUUACCAUGGGAGAUAUUAACCCACAUUGUCUCAUAUCUUCCUGUUCACUUUGUAGUCAACGUGCUGCCAAAGGUCUGCCAUGCGCUGAGUAACGUGGGGCAGGACAGAACCUCCUGGCAGCUCCGAGCACAGAGGUUGGUGGGAUUGAGAGCUGCUUUUCCAGUGGGGCCAAGGGAGGACUUUGACUGGCCUGGUGCCUGCCUGCAGAUGGAACAGCUCAUAACCUGCUGGUCAGGUGAAGUUGAGCAUGUAGCCAGACAAAACCAGGAGGAUGAGGAGAGAAGGGAGCAAGCGAUGCCUCAGGAUGGGGAGCCUGGUGUGGGAGGCCAGGAUGAUGGUGGAGAGGGUCAGGUCGGAGUGGCAGUGCAGGAGGUUGCUUAUGGUGCGGAUGAGGCAAUGGAGGUGGCAGUGGAAGGUGAAGAGGGUGAAAUGCAGCACGUCUUAGGUGGGGACCAAGUAGCGAGAUUGAGAGAAGAGCUUGAAGACAGACUAGAGGGUGAUGCUGCAGCACUAAUGGAAGAAGAAAUGGACCACAGAAGGGUUUUUAUUGCCAACGAGGGCCGAGACGCAGUUCUUAAUCACCAAGAAGACUUGCCAGACCACAGGAAUCUGGGUAAUGGGCAACAUGUAGAGGCAAGAAGUCCAAGCCCACCACCAGCGCUGGAAUGCAUUACCCUGCCUACAGGCCACAUUGCCCAUGUAAACUCGGUCCUCCUUCUUGGGGGAGAGGGGAAGGUCUGUGCCACAGCUUCCAGAGACUGGAACGUAAAGCUCUGGGAUCUGGAGCUGGGAUCACUGCUGCAAACGAUGGGACGGCAGGGUGAUUUUAGCAGCCAUCGAGGCUGGGUCUGGUGCCUGGCAUCUCAAGGACCUCUGCUGGCCUCAGGGGGCUUUGACAGCACUGUGAGGCUGUGGGACCUGCAGGCAGGAGGUGCAGAUAGGGCCCUCAUCAGGACCGGGGCUGCUGUUCUCUGCUUGUCCUGUCAGCCCGACAUGUUGCUGGCUGGUACAUUUGACAAGCGGGUCAGCAUGUAUGACACCAGAGCUGCUGCACCACUGGUGAAAAGCAUCCGUAUGCACAGUAACGCCGUAAUGUGCCUCUGUGCAGAUGACAAAUACAUCAUCUCAGGGAGCAAAGACUGCACUGUGGCUGUCUAUGACCGCAGAGCGGGCAAAGGCUUGAAGAGACUUCGGCUGAGCUCCUACCUGCUGUCCAUGAGCUACAGUGGCUGUGAAGUAUGGGCAGGAGACAACGGCGGCAUGCUCCACUCCUUUUCCAUGCAGGCGGGGACCUUAAAGCCUGUCUCUCAGUUUGAUGUGGGGCACACAGCUCUGAUCACCGGCAUCCACAGAUCCCCCGGUAGCCUCUACACCUGUUCAUCUGAUUGCACCGUCAAGGUUCAUAUACCAUGCGCGCCUCCGAGGACGUUAAGCACCCUGCACUAUCAAACUGGAGUCCAUGGGCUGAGCGUGGAGGCCGGAGUCCUUGCUAUAGCGUCCGGUGACGUCAGGGUGCAAGUGUGGAGGCCUCGAAAAUGAAGUGGAAGAAAAUACAUGGUAACAAUGAAAACAGGAACCCUGGUCUUUGUUGUGUUGUUCUGUGUCUCUAUACAAAUCAACAAAGGUAAAUAAAGAAGCUGCCGUUGCCUGGAAGGCUGGCUACAUCAACAGUCAUGUAAGUGCUGAGUAAACAGACAAACACAGAAGGGAAGAAAUGACGACAGAUGAUGACCAAUCAGGUUAUUUUUAAUUUUUAAGUGAACUAUUUUGAAAUGACUGCUUUCAGUUGUUUAAUUUAGUUGUAAAUAUGUGGUGGAGGAUAUUUCAGGUAUUUUAGUCUUGUCACAAACCCUCACAUUAUAUUUUUAUUUUUUUUAUUUCUAUCUUGUUUGAUCCACUGAAAAGAUUUUUCUAUGGAAGGAAAAGCAAAUGUUUAUUUUCAUUGUUUACCCCAAAAAUGUUCAUUUUGUGCCAAAACUCACUGAAUCACUCUUAAGGACACUUUAAGUGUUCAAACAGCACUGAAACCACAGACAUGUAAAUGUUUGUAAUUAUAAUACCUUUAUUGAAUCUCAUAUGUAAACUGGCAUUAUACAAGAAAAA